Molecule: messenger RNA, 1941 nt
Organism: Meloidogyne enterolobii
Lineage: Eukaryota; Metazoa; Nematoda; Chromadorea; Rhabditida; Meloidogynidae
Source: the annotation of a GenBank genome assembly
AACUUGUUAAUAUUUUUUCUUUGUGCCGGUGAUUGUGAAAAUUUUGUAUUUUACUUAACUUAUUCAAUUAAGAUUUUCAAAUUUAUCAAAAUGGAUUAUUUUUACAAAUUCAAAAUUUUAAUUAUUUCUAUACUUUUGCCUUUUAUGCUGUCUUCAGGUGUUGAGCCAAAUGUCAAUAAAAAAAUAGAGGCUGAAAUUAGAAAAAAGUUUUUGGAACAUAAGCAAUUUGUGCACCCACCAAUGAAAAAUAGUGAAUUAUUAUGUAGAUGUAAUCACGAUGGUUGUAGUCGUGAAAUUACUGAUAUUGCUGGAUCUAAAUAUGAAGGAAUAUGUAGAGCACAUACUGGAGGACAAUGCAGAAGAAUGGUCCAUUUGGGAAAAGAUAAGAAAAUUAAAGAAGUUGUGCUUUCUUGUAUGCACGCUGACCAGUUAGUACCUAAAGAACGUCCUUUUGUCUGCCAAAGUGUUAAUACAUCACAGCUUAUUCAAAUAGUAAAAUGCUGUAGAGAUGGUUCUUUUUGCAAUGAUAAAAAGUUUUCCAUCGAAACAACUGGACAAGGUUUUCCUGAAACUUCAAACGAUAACGACAAUUCAAAUACUUCAUAUUUAUAUUUUCUUUUACUUUUUGCUGUUUCUGUCCUCUUUUCUGGGUUUGGACUUUGUGUUGGAAUUAAUUUUGGUGCUAGAAUUAAAAAAAGAAUAAAGAAGUCUUUUGAUAAUUUGGUUACUCGUUUGAGGAAUUUUUACAAUCGUCGUUUGCGUUCUUCAAGAAAUAACAACAAUUUACCAAUGGAAGAAGUUUAUAGAGUAAAUGAAGAGGAUGAUGAAGAAUAUGAUCAAUUUAUAACAACUGAUACUGGCGAAAAAAGAAAAGUUUUGAAAAAAUUAAUUGGGGAUUUGGAAAGAAAACAAAAUCCAAUAUCAACUGGUUCUGGUGCUGGAAUGCCAAUUUUAGUUCAAAGAACAAUUGCUUGGCAAAUAAUUUUGAAAGAUUGUAUUGGACGUGGACGUUUUGGAGAAGUUUAUAUGGGGGAAUGGAGAGCUGAAAAAGUUGCUGUAAAAAUUUUUUUAUCGAGAGAUGAGCCUUCAUGGCAAAGAGAAACUGAUAUUUACAAGCAUAAUAUGUUGAGACAUUCAAAUCUUCUUCGAUGGAUUGGAAGUGAUACAAAAGAUGCUGGUUCAUCUACUCAACUUUGGCUAGUCACAGAAUAUUUACCAAAUGGAUCUCUUUAUGAUUUUCUUGAACAAAACAAAAUUACAUUGGAAAUGAAUAUUCAAUUUAUGCGUUCAAUAGCUCAUGGAUUAGCUUAUUUACAUUCUGAAUUGCCUGGAGUGAAUAAUCAAUGCCGUAAAUAUUUUUUUUGGAUUUUUGAGAAAAAUUUUAUUGUUAAAGAUAAGCCUGGAAUUGCACAUAGAGACAUAAAAUCAAGAAAUAUAUUGAUCAAAAAUGAUUGGACUUGUUGUAUAGCUGAUUUAGGAAUGGCUAUAAGAUAUGGGAACGGUUUAAUUGAUAUUCCACAACAAGAUAGAGGAGGCACAGUGCGUUAUCUCGCGCCCGAAUUUCUUGCCAACAAUUACAUCCGUGACUCUUUCACUUCUUAUUUACAAAUGGAUGUUUAUGCAUUUUCCCUCAUAAUGUGGGAGGCAUGCAGACGAACAGAAAUUCCAAUUGCAGAUAUUUUUGCUCUUCCAUAUGAAAUUCCAUAUCAAGAAUAUGUCCCAAGAGAACCAUUAUUAGAACAUAUGCUUGAGUGUGUACAUAUUCAAGGAAAGAGGCCAACAAUCGAUCCAAGUUGGAAAAAUUGUGAAUCAUUAAAUGAAUUGGUAAGGAUAAUGACUGAAAGUUGGAGUGCUAGUCCAAAAUCAAGACUGACAGCAUUAAAUAUUCGUUGUUCAUUGGAUAGAAUUUGUGAUGAACAAAAAUUGAAGAUUACUACAUGA